AUGCCACGGACAGCCGUCACCGCCGCCGCUGCUGCGCUUGCGAGCGUCGCAGGGUUCUUCGCCCAACUGCCCACGGGCGAUAGCCACGUCUACAUGAUGACCCCGGUCUCGCGUCAGCUGUGGGGGACCUCGGCCUUCCAAGACGCGGGAUCGCCGGACAUAAACUACUGCCCACACUGUUUCCAGAGCCGAGGGCCAGCCGCUGUUCGUGCACGUGGAGGCGACAAGCCGUGGCCUCACUUCAACGGUGAACGAGCGGAAAACGGCAACUACAUCGAGAGCGAAGAAGUGGCUCGGAGGCACGGAAUCUGCGGCGAUCCUGAACAGACUGCGGCCGAAAGUUCCAACAAGUACGGGCAGGAGAACAGUAACUACCCCGUGCGCGAGACGUACGCCGAAGGGGGAAUCCUCGAAGUCAAGAUCGUCGUGUCGACCUACCACUGGGGUCAUGUCGAGAUGUUCCUCUGCAACGCCGCCAACCUCCCCGGCGGCCCCGACAGCACCGUCACACAGUCCUGCUUCAACGAGCACCCCCUGGAUCGCGCGGACGACGACGAGUUCAACGGCCCGGCCGACCCCGACAACACCGGGCGCUUCAUCCUCGACCCUCCCUGCCGCGCCAGCGAAACCGACCAGGCACUGCUGGACGGCGCUUACCCCAGUGAUGUGGCCACCGCGAGAUUCAAGCUGCCCCAAGGCCUCAGCUGCGAGCGCUGCGUGGUUCAGAUGGUUUACUACACCGGCAACUCGUGUAAGCACCAAGGAUACGCCGAGUUCAACCCUCCCUCAUGGCCCAGCUCGUGCGCCCCGUCCAAGGCCGAUUGGAUCAACGAGGUCGUCGGCCAGUGCGGCGACGGCGACGCCUACCCGGAAGAGUUCUGGAACUGCGCUGAUAUCUCCAUCACGUCCGAUGGAGGCCCCGCUCCCGGCCCGGCUCCCGGCCCCGCGCCCACCCCGACGGCCCCUGAAGAGACCGAACCGCCUGUGGCGGACGUGCCCACCGCAGCACCCACGUACGCCCCGAUUCCCGACAGCGAGGCGGAGACAGACUAG
Ectocarpus siliculosus is the source of this 1053-nucleotide messenger RNA. NCBI's taxonomy places the organism in Eukaryota, Phaeophyceae, Ectocarpales, Ectocarpaceae. The record is from the annotation of a GenBank genome assembly.